This is a messenger RNA of Tarenaya hassleriana, 2255 nucleotides long. RefSeq names its product AUGMIN subunit 3. The coding region runs from base 87 to 1937 and encodes 616 amino acids. Gene Ontology annotation, biological process: centrosome cycle; spindle assembly. Gene Ontology annotation, cellular component: HAUS complex; centrosome; mitotic spindle. The record is from RefSeq and is a predicted model, not a curated record. The transcript has 19 exons. NCBI's taxonomy places the organism in Eukaryota, Viridiplantae, Streptophyta, Magnoliopsida, Brassicales, Cleomaceae.
AUUUUCGUAUUUCAAAUUUCAUUUCAAGAGAGAGCCCCCCAACGGAUUCCGACGGCGACCGGCGCCGAUCGCAGAAGAAGAAGAAGAUGAGCGGAGCGAGGUUGUGCUGUUUGGCAUCGGAGUUAGGGUUCGAAGGCGCGGGAAAGUUGGAUCCCGACAGCUUCGAGUGGCCGUUUCAGUACGACGAUGCCCGCCCCAUCCUCGACUGGAUCUGUUCUUCUCUCCGCCCUUCUAAUGUUCUCUCUGUCUCCGAACUCUGCCUGUACGAGCAAUUUUUACAAGAGGGAAAACUAUUAGAGGGAGAGGACCUGGACCUGGCUUAUGAUAGCAUUUCAGCAUUUUCUUCUAGGAGAAAUAACCAGGAGGCAGUUUUUGGAGCCGAAGAAAGCGUCAAAGAAAUAAGAGAUGCAACUUUGGCAUAUAAGGCCGAAGCCCUGGAGUUGCAGAAGCAGCUAAGAAGGUUACAGACCCAGUAUGAUUUGCUUAGUGGCCAGUCUUCAGCUUUGAUCCAAGGGAGACGGGCUAGAGUUGCGGCAACCUCUACAGUAAAUGGACAGCUAACAACCAUAGAAGACAGCCUAUCUGCUAGGAAUUUGCAGAUGAAUGGAGUUCUAGGAAGGUUGGCUUCAACUGCACAAGAGCUGUCACAUUAUCAUUCUGGUGAAGAGAAUGGCAUCUACUUAGCAUACUCCGAUUUCCACGCAUACUUGGCUGGUGAUUCAGCUUGCAUAAAGGAGCUAAAUCAGUGGUUUGCUAAGCAGCUAGAUACAGGACCAUAUCGUUUAGUGGCAGAGGAAGGAAAAUCAAAAUGCUCAUGGGUUAGUCUUGAUGACACAUCAAAUAUCUUGCGAGCAGACUUGGAAAAAUCCCAACAUCAACGUGUAUCUGAAUUGCAACGACUUCGAUCCAUAUUCGGAACAAGUGAGAGACAAUGGGUUGAGGCCCAGGUGGAGAACGCUAAGCAACAAGCUAUUCUCUUGACUCUCAAGUCUCAAGUAACAUCAGAUGAAGCUCAUAUUCAUUUUGAUCUACAUGCUCUAAGGAGAAAGCAUGCCGAUCUAGUUGAAGAAAUCUCCAAUCUUUAUCAGAAAGAAGAAAAGCUCUUAUCUGAGACAAUCCCGGAACUAUGUUGGGAGCUUGCCCAACUCCAAGACACCUAUAUCUUGCAAGGUGACUAUGAUCUGAAGGUCAUGCGCCAAGAGCUGUAUAUUGGAAAACAGAAAGUGUUCAUCAAUCAUCUGGUUAAUCAGCUUGCAAGGCAUCAGUUCUUGAAAUUAGCAUGUCAGUUAGAGAAGAAAAACAUGCUUGGAGCAUUCUCUUUGCUCAAAGUUAUCGAAUCAGAACUCCAGAGUUACCUCUCCGCCACCAGAAGCCGUGAGGGCCGGUGUUUGGCGUUGAUCCAAGCUGCUUCUGACGUUCAAGAACAGGGAGCCGUGGAUGAUCGAGACAGCUUUCUACAUGGAGUUAGAGAUCUCCUCAGUUUACACUCAAAUGCUCAAGCUGGGCUAUCGAGUUACGUAUCAGCGCCAGGCAUUGUUCAGCAUAUAGCCUCCCUUCAAUCAGAUUUGUUGUCCCUUCAGUCCGACCUCGAGAAUUCCCUUCCAGAGGACAGAAACAGAUGCAUCAACGAGCUGUGUACACUGAUUCAGAACCUGCAGCAACUACUAUUCGCAUCUUCAACGACAGCGCAACCCAUAUUGACACCCUGGCCAUUAAUGAAAGAGCUCGAUGAAAUGGGGAAAAUCAACUCAAAGCUCUCUGCAGCAGUCGAAGAGGUCACACUUGAACAUUGCAAGAAAAAGGAGAUUGUGAAGCAUCAUUCCCAGGAGGUGGCGUUUCAAAGGCGGGUAUUCGUGGAUUUCUUCUGCAACCCCGACCGUUUGAGAAGCCAAGUCAGGGAACUCACCGCCCGUGUCCGAGCUCUCCAAGUCUCAUAACACAAAUAUUCUCAGAUGAUGUGACCACACUGAGCCGUGACAGUGGUGGUCGAUCUUUCUUCACGGCCGUGGUCUUAGGGUUAGCCGUGGGAGCAGCACCGGUGGUGGUUCGGUGAAGGUGGCAUCGGAAGGACCCAUCGUGAGCCGUUGGUGAGCAAAGACAUACCUUUUUGGGAUCUUUGGUCAUCUCAGUGCUUGACUUGCAAGCCAAGUCACCUGUCUUCUUUUGCAGUAUCUUCUUAGCUACAUCUGUCUUAACCUUUGGAACCCUAAUUACCAAAAAUGAUUAGACCCAAAAUGCAUCACUUAGCCAACAAA